UCAGCUCUGAUCUAAAGCGCGAAAUUCCAGCGCAAGCGAUAGUACUGCCACAAUUAACGAAGUUGCUUCCAAAAUUCCCUACAAAUUCUGAGCGAAAGAAGAAAUGGCCCCAUCUUGAUUUAGCAGAUCUUAACUGCCAUUCUCCUUCCCAAAUCGACCUGGUUAUAGGCAGCGAUAUGCUUCCCCAAAUUAUGCUUGAUGGUCUUGAAAGAAUCUCUCGCAACUUACUUGCCCAGAACACCAUUAUCGGUUGGAUCUUGAGCGGCCAGAUCCCAGAAAGAGUUGCAACUUUCUCGACUCAGGUAGAAGAUGCCACAAAUGAGCAUUUGAAUAUGCAACUCAAAAAAUUUUGGAAUUUAGAAGAAGUUCCAAAAUAUGAAGACAUCACCCCGGAAGACGAGAUAUGUGAAGAUUUUUAUAAAUCAACAACGACCCGCACCACUGAAGGGCGUUAUAUAGUCCGACUCCCAUUUAAGUCACGCUUUCCUGACAAAAUCGCCUCAGGAUAUUCUCGUACCGCAGCAUUGCAACAAUUCCUCAGUAUGGAUAAGAAAGGCGAUCUAAAACACCUUUAUGACAGUGUUUUGGAGGAAUACCGUCGAGUUCUCAUAAAGCCUGAAAAAAGAACGACGAAAGUAAGAGUUGUCUUCAAUGCAUCAAGGAAAUCGGGCACUGGCAACUCGCUUAAUGAUAUUCUGCAUACCGGGCCGACCCUACAACCCGAUUUGAUGCUACUGGUUCUAAAAUCGCGCACUUACCAAUAUGUCUUCAAUGGUGAUGUGGAGAAAAUGUAUCGCCAAAUGCUCUUACACGAAGAAGACCAAGACUGUCAAAGACUUAUCUUUCGUGUAUCCACAGGAAGUCCAAUACAAGACUAUAAACUGAAAACCGUCACAUUCGGCGUUAAUUGUGCUCCCUAUCUAGCCAUACGCACUCUCCACCAAUUAGCACAAGACGUAAAAAUUACCCACCCCUUGGCUGGGCCCAUAUUAACCAAAGAAACCUAUGUGGAUGACAUCCUAUCUGGCAGUCAUGACCUGCUCACUGCUACCCAGGCUCUUACCCAAGUCAUCCAAGCCCUAAAAUCAGCCGGUUUUCCCUUGAAAAAAAUCACUGCCAACCAUCCUUAUAUUCUGAAAGACAUAAGUAAGGAAGAUUUGCUGGACACCAACUUCCUCGAGUUUGAAAAG
Molecule: messenger RNA, 1190 nt
Organism: Rhagoletis pomonella (apple maggot)
Lineage: Eukaryota; Metazoa; Arthropoda; Insecta; Diptera; Tephritidae
Exons: 2
Source: RefSeq, a predicted model, not a curated record